Messenger RNA from Sungouiella intermedia, 1332 nucleotides. The record is from the annotation of a GenBank genome assembly. Lineage: Eukaryota; Fungi; Ascomycota; Pichiomycetes; Serinales; Metschnikowiaceae.
AUGUCAGCCAAAGACGACAUUCCCGCUAUUUUCUUGGACAAAAUCAGCCCCAGAGGCUUGGACGCUAUCCAGAAGUGCAAAGACUUUGUCAAUGAUUACUGUAUUCCAGCAGACAAGGUGUACUUCGAACAGAUCUCCAAGGAUCCAGAAUUGAGAUGGAAGUCCACGCCUGCGAUUACCGAAAAGCUCAAGGCAAAGGCCCGCGAGAUUGGUUUGUGGAAUAUGUUUUUAUCCAAACACUACGAGGAAGGUGGAGGCUACACAAACUUGGAGUAUGGACUCAUGGCUCAGUAUCUUGGAAGAUCACAUGUUGCACCUGAGGCUACCAAUACCAAUGCACCAGACACGGGAAAUAUGGAGAUUUUGGCUAGAUACGGGACUGAUUAUCAGAAAAAGACAUGGUUGGAGCCAUUGCUUGACGGCAGGAUUCGGUCGGCCUUCUUGAUGACUGAGAAGGGCACAUCUUCAUCGAAUGCGUUGAACAUUUCAUGUUCAGCCAAAUUGAAUGACAAAGGCAACUACGUGAUCAAUGGUGUCAAAUGGUUUGCAUCGGGCGCAGGCGACCCACGUUGUAAGGUUUGGUUGGUGAUGUGUAAGACAAACGAUGACGAGUCCAACCCAUACCUCAACCAUUCGGUGUUGGUAUUGGAUGCGAAAAAGGCAAUUGAGUCUGGCAAAGCACAUUUGGUUAGACCCUUGCAAGUUUUUGGAUAUGACGACGCCCCUCAUGGUCACUUCGAGAUCCGUUUCGACAACUAUGAGCUCAGUCCCGAGGAACAGAAAAACUCUGUGUUGGCUAAGGUCGGGAUGGGGUUCGCAAUUAUCCAGUCCAGAUUGGGUCCAGGUAGAAUCCACCACUGUAUGAGACUUAUUGGUGUGGCAGAGUAUUCUUUAUUGAAGACUGUGCAGAGGGCAAACUAUCGACUCAUUUUCGGCAAGCCCAUGAACCAGCGGGAAUCGUUUUUGAAUGCCUUUGCUCAGUCCAAGAUAGAUAUCGAGAAAUGCAAGUUGUUGGUGUUGAACGCCGCACAUAAGAUCGAUAUCUCUAACCCAAAGCUGGCCACACGGGAGAUUGCCAUGGCGAAAAUUGAGACUCCACGCACCACACUUAAGGUCUUGGACUGGGGCAUCCAGAUGUAUGGAGCUGAAGGUGUUUCUCAAGACACUGAAUUGGCUUGGCUCUACGCUACCCUGAGAACCUUAAGAAUCGCAGAUGGACCCGACGAGGCCCAUUUGGGCCAAUUGGCACGUACUGAGGCAAAGAAGUUCCCAUUGGUAGAUGAUUACUUUAGAAAGUUGGAGGAGAACCGGGCCAGAGUUGCAAAGAUGUAG